AUGUCGGCUCCCGGGAUAGCAAGCAGCAAAUCGGACACCGCUCCUCGAGCAAAACCCCAGCGCGUCCUCGCCUGUGUCCUCUGCCAGCAGCGCAAGAUCAAGUGCGACCGCAAGUUCCCCUGUUCGCAUUGCACAAAACAUCAGCUGCAGUGCGUGCCUGCGACACAGAACCGGCCACGGAGACGGCGAUUCCCCGAGAGGGAGCUUCUCGAUCGCUUGAGAAAGUAUGAGGGCCUACUACGACAGAAUAAGGUUGAUUUUGAGCCACUCCACGGUGACCUAGGGGCCAGGUAUGGGAAGUCUGUCGAUGACAGUGGCGGGUCGGACGAUGAGCACCGAUCCGAAGGUGUGGGAAUGCCUUCACCAUCAGUCACUGUGAAAUCUGAAACAUCAUAUGAGCCUAAGAACUUUUGGCAUUUGGUGAGCCCAGAGCUCGACGACUCGCAUGCUGGCUUGCGAGAGACUAUCAGGCAAACGUGGGAUCAAGCCUGCGAUAGCGAUGACCAUAUUCUCUUCGGAUCCCCAGACCGAUCAUCCGUCGACCUGUCAACGCUCCAUCCUGAGCCCGUCCACAUCUUUCGAUUAUGGCAGAUUUACCUCGACAAUGUGAAUGCGCUGCUUCGAGUGACUCACGCCCCCAGUUUUCAAGCGCGCAUCAUUGAAGCCGUGAGCAGCGUCGAAAACAUGAGUCCCGCAUUGGAGGCUCUCAUGUUCAGCAUAUACUCUAUGGCCAUCUUGAGUCUUUCCGAGGAUGCAUGUUACGAAACUUUCAAGCAGCCGAGAGCCCUGCUCUUGACCAAAUACCAAUUUGGUUGCCAGCAAGCUCUCUCAAACAGUCAGUUCUUGAGAACAAAUGACAUUGACUGCCUGACUGCGUUAUUUCUUUAUCUACAUGCGAGCCGCCCUAGUGCUCACAUCCGAUCAAUAUCAUCUCUCCUCGGCGUUGCGAUCCGCAUCGGCCAGCGUAUCGGUCUCCAGCAUGAAUCCGCCAACACCAGGUGCACCGUCCUAGAAGCCGAGAUGCGUCGGAGGCUCUGGUGGUCCUUGGUGCUGUUCGACGCCCGCAUGAGCGGUCUGACCGAGCACAAGGCGACCAACUUGACCCCGACAUGGGACUGCGCCGUGCCGCUGAACGUGAGUGACUCUGACCUACGAGCAGAAAUGAAAGAACCACCGAGGGCGGAGAUGAAAGUCAGUGAGGCACUUUUCUCGGUGGUGACCGCUGAGCUCGCCGAUUUCACCCGGCACACUGCGUUCUACCUCGACAUGACGAAUCCGAUUCUCAAGCCCAUCGCUAAGGAACUUCCAGGUGGCGGCAAGGUGGAUUGGUUGGAGAAGUCGGUAGAAGACAAGUACUUCCGGUACUGUGAUCUCGAGAACCCGACUCAUUUCAUGGCCUUGUGGAUGUCACGCGCAUCCCUCUCGAAAUUUCGCCUCAUGGAGACAUCUCACAGCUUCUACGAGGGUCCGGUUGAGGAGAAGCACAGAAUCACGUUAUCAAGUGCCUUAAGGUGGCUUCAGUGCGAUGCGAAGCUGGCGGCCUCGCCGCUGAUCCAGAGAUUCAGGUGGUUUCUCCAGAUAUACUACCCUUUCCCUGCCUACAUCCGCAUCACACAGUUUCUCAAACUGAACCCUCUGGAUCCGAAAGGCGAGUAUAUCUGGAACGCCAUGAGUGAUCACUUUGAGGCUCGGUUCGAACAACUUGAGCCGGGGUAUAAUCCUGUCUUUGUCCCUUUCACCGAGGUCAUUGUACGCACCUGGGAAGUGGUCGCAGCGGCACUCAGGAACUCAGGGCAGCCGGUGGUCCCGCCGAGAAUUGUGGCCAAAGUACAGGAAAAGCUGUCGGAAGUGACACCGGCUCUGAGUCCACAGUCUUCCGAUACCGGGCCCAAGGCUGAAGCGAUGAAUAUGAACCCCUAUGACUUUAGUGCACCUUUUCCGAUGGAUAUCAUUAGCCAGAGUCUCACUUACGAUCAGGGUACCUUUUCGCCAACAGACAAUGGUCUAUACACAAAUAUUAUCGUGCCGGACAUGCGAGGUAUCAACAUCGAUCAGUUCAACUGGGACUCAUUGGACUUGGGGCAAAAUGGGCAAGCGACAUGA
Molecule: messenger RNA, 2103 nt
Organism: Colletotrichum paranaense
Lineage: Eukaryota; Fungi; Ascomycota; Sordariomycetes; Glomerellales; Glomerellaceae
Exons: 4
Coding region: 1-2103 (700 amino acids)
Biological process (GO): DNA-templated transcription; regulation of DNA-templated transcription
Molecular function (GO): DNA binding; DNA-binding transcription factor activity, RNA polymerase II-specific; zinc ion binding
Source: RefSeq, a predicted model, not a curated record